Orbicella faveolata is the source of this 2297-nucleotide messenger RNA. Its product is annotated as fibroblast growth factor receptor 1-A-like. Gene Ontology annotation, biological process: multicellular organism development; positive regulation of kinase activity; protein phosphorylation. The record is from RefSeq and is a predicted model, not a curated record. Gene Ontology annotation, molecular function: ATP binding; transmembrane receptor protein tyrosine kinase activity. Gene Ontology annotation, cellular component: plasma membrane; signaling receptor complex. Lineage: Eukaryota; Metazoa; Cnidaria; Anthozoa; Scleractinia; Merulinidae.
UGUCGUGGUAAUUUAAAAUGUUGUUAAGAUAUUAUGUGUUGUAAUCAAGGGGUGAGAGGACGAAAAUUUUUCGCGUUCCCAACAGUCAACAUACGUUAUGUAGUAGUAAGGUGUUUUCUAACCAGCCAUACUAAAAGCAUGGCAAGGUAAUGUAAAAUAUAUUAGCAAUAGUAAGAAACUACAAUAGUUGAAAUUUCCCACUUUUGACUUAUUUGCCCCCAAUUUGCACCGUGAUGUGAAACCAAACAUGCAGCAAUCAUGAAUAAGAUCCAUUAUAAUGUGCAAGUCGUUUCCAAAGUCAGUUACUUUCAUUUCUUUUGAUGAUCAAUUUGUCUGGUCUUAGUGUUGUUAUUUUCAAUUGGCAAUUUCCUGGAUUAAGGAAAUAUGUUACUUGUCGUAGUUUAUGUUGUGGCUUCCAUCUAUUUUAUUAAGUUUCGCUCUGUUGUUUACAUUCUGUCUCAAUCCUCUACAGUUUUUUUUAAAGAGGUCUUUGGUUCAUUUUUAAAUUCUACCUAUUUGGUGCUUUUUCUCCUGAAGUUAAUGUGAAGGUAUUUCAUCGGGAGGAAAUAAUCUAACUACAACUACAACUAUAACUACAAUCAACGUUUAGCUUCUUUUAGAAUUUUCUCCCAUGGCUUUUUUAUCUCUGUAUAUCAUUAAUUUUGCAGUAUCUGGUGGUUGGUCAUCCUGGGGAACCUGGAACAGGUGCUCUGUGACAUGUGGCGGUGGAUCUCAAACUCGACUACGGUCAUGCACCAAUCCUCCCGCGCAUUUGGGUGGUAAUGAUUGCCCAGGAAUGCUUUCUGAGUCCCAAGCAUGCAACAUAAACAUUUGUCCAAUUGAUGGUGGCUGGAGCAAAUGGAGCCAAUGGAGUCUCUGUACUAAGACAGUCAGUGGCAUACAAACAAGGAUCAGAGAAUGUGCUAAUCCAGAGCCAGCACAUGGUGGAAAAAAUUGUAAUGGAACCAGAGCAGUCGUGAGGGAGUGUAGUAACAUGUCCAGCUGCCAUGAAGCUUUUCCGCUUCGCUUUCAGUCAGGGGAGAACCCAUCACAUGGCAUAAUGGAAGUCUAUAAGAACGGUAGCUGGCAAAAACUUUGUACCAGAGGUUGGGAUACAGAUGAAGGAAACUUGACUUGCAAGGCGAUGGGUUACUCUAACAAUGUUGGUUAUGAUAUUGGCAUGUGGCAACCAGACGGCAAGAAUGCCUCAAAUACGUCAAUCCACUUUAAUUGUAUAACACUGACGGAAUGCGGGAGUAACACCAGCAGCACAACACAAUUAUGUAAAGUUCCUGUGCGUUUAAAUGGCAGCAAUAUAGAAUAUGGCGGACGAGUUGAAGUAUUUUACAAGGGAAAGUGGGGAAAGAUCUGCCGUAAUAAAUGGAAUUUCGAAGAUGUCAAAGUUAUCUGCCGUCAACUUGGCUUCAAACGUGCAGUUGCUGAAUUUGUUGUGUCAGAUGUCAAGGAUGAGGACAUUCCUAUUGUAAUGUCUGAUGUAGCCUGCAAUGUAGAUGAGCCUGAGCUGGCAUCCUGCCCGCGAACUGAUGGAAAGCUUAAUGUUGACUGUCAAAAUGAUGACACAGGUGCUCAGGCAUUGUGUGAACCAAAAAAGGACAAAACAAUCUUGGCUGCUGGGCGAGAAUUUUUGGAUGUCGACAGUAAUGAAAUUAUUCGCUGCUCCCUAGAAAAUGAAACCAGCCACAUUACUUGGUUCAAUAACAAAAAUCAAGAGAUUAAUUCUACAUCUGAGACAAGGAUGAAGGCAAACAAAAAUGGUGAACUGACCAUAAAAAACGUUCAGUUGUCUGAUGGUGGAACCUAUGAAUGCAGGGGAUUAGAAUACAUUCGAUACUACACCAUCUAUGUCAAUGCAAGAUUUACUGAGAAGAACCCUGAGCAGAGUGUUAUUGCUGAUGUUUCUGGGAUUAUAAGCUGUAGUGCUGAAGGAACUCCAACCCCAUUGAUUGAAUGGAAAAGACAAGAUGAAACACCAUUGGACAAUGGAAGAUUCACUCGGCUUUCUAAAGGGAGUUUAUACAUCAAUCCAGUUCACCCGCAAGACAAUGGAACAUACAUCUGCACAUUCAGACAAAGUAAAGGAAGUAAAAGGGUUACAACAAAAAAUCAAACCAUCAAGGUUUUUGUCAUAAGUGAGUGACAAAUACUUAAAUUAAUCAAAACAUUUUGACAGACAACUUCAUUAAUUUAAUAACAAUAACAAAUAGCUGUAUUUAGACGGCACUUCCAUGCAAUGUAUGCACGGACUGAGAUUUAUGAACAAUUACUUUUUUUACAAU